Protopolystoma xenopodis is the source of this 294-nucleotide messenger RNA. NCBI's taxonomy places the organism in Eukaryota, Metazoa, Platyhelminthes, Monogenea, Polystomatidea, Polystomatidae. The record is from the annotation of a GenBank genome assembly.
ACUUGUCGUCCUGGAGGCCAUUCUCGACGUUCCCCAUCUUCACCUUGCCACGAACCCUCCUAUUCUAUUACUCUCCCUCCCUCUCUCCAGCCUUCCUCCUCUUCGUCUCUUCCUUCGUCCUCAUCUUCAUCAGCCGCUGCCUCAGCCUCACUAGUCAGGACUUCUCUUAAAUCAGUGCGACAUACCGAUGUGAUUCAGGGCGCCUCUGCCUCGACAUCUAAACAGCAAAUGAGACAGGCUAACUCUGAUUGUGCCGUUUUAAGACAUAUGCCUGUCGAAAUGUUGGGUAAUUAA